Molecule: messenger RNA, 1554 nt
Organism: Ceutorhynchus assimilis (cabbage seed weevil)
Lineage: Eukaryota; Metazoa; Arthropoda; Insecta; Coleoptera; Curculionidae
Source: the annotation of a GenBank genome assembly
AUGUAUGCACAAUUCCAAAAAUCCUACUAUUAUCGUGAGCAAAGUGAACCAUGCUUCUAUCCUAUAAAUUUCAAACAAGAUGCUCCUCUAGUAGUCAUUGAUUGCUCUCGGCAAGGUGAAGACAUUCUAAAAGGUGGUGCUGUUGAUAUUCGUGUAGAAUUCGAAACGAAAAAAGCGGUUCAAGCAAACACCACAGCUUACUGUUUGAUUCUCCACGAUCGACUAGUGAAAUACAAUCCCUUGACCAGUACAGUGCACGUACAAGGUUUCCAGUUUAAAGACAGUGAUUUCGUUUGCAAGGAAAUUGCAAUUUUAAAUCAGGCAACUGGUCAGCUAUACCAUCAUUUUAUAAAUUUACCAAUUCCAAGAGGUUUUGUUUCAUAUUUACUAGGUAAAACCAAUAAAUAUGGAGACAUCGAUAUUUACAUUGAAAUAGAUAAUUAUGAAAAAGAAAAUAUCUGGCAUUGUGAAAAUUUUCAAAAGCCGAUAUUGGAAAUUCUAAAAAGCGACAGAAUUUUCGAUUCAACAACAACUAGAGGAAACUAUUAUCAAUCAAGUCCCUUCGGCAUGUCCAAUUAUUUGUAUUCUUACUAUGUCAAGACUGAUGACACAGUUUUCAAUUUUGUAUUUCUCGAAUGUCAAAAUUUUCUUUCAUUCGAAGAACUUAUUGUCGAUACAUUGGACAGAUUCGAUUUGGACAUUUGGAAAAAUUCAUUAUUCAUAUUCAAUCACAGUUUCCGUACAAUAAGCUUCAAUGAAACAGAAUUUAUUCAGACCUCUUAUGCUAGCGAGAGUAGGAAAAUCAAAUAUAGGCAGAGACAAAAAGAGCUUUUACUCGAUCCCAAUAAUCUAAAACUAUUAGGUCUGAUUGAAAUAAAAAAUUGGAAAAAACAGUUUUCCAACACAAUCUUGCAUGCCACAAGCAUCCAAUUAUUAGAAUUAACUCAGUGUAGUCCGCAGCAGCAGCAGCUAAAAAUUAAAUACCUAAUUGAACAAAAAAAAAAAAUGUCUUUCUCUUCAUCGUCAUCGUCGUCGUCGUCAUCACCUCCAUCAUCAUCUAGCAGACAAACACUAGAUAGUUUGAGCAGUGAGGCUGUGAAGAAAACCAAAAUCUUGCACAGCAGUUGCGAUAUUCCAAACAAGAGAAAGUUUGAAGAACUGAGAAAAUCAAUAGUUACAUAUCAUGCCAACAAAUGCUUCUACAAUUAUCAAAGCCAACCAUGGGAUGAGGAGGGCCAUAUGAAAAUGCAUGAAGAUAUGUCCAAGGCUGAAAAUUAUGAUGCGACGACAAGAAAAUAUUGGAGUCGCAUUCAAGAUGAAACUAACUACAAGAAGACUUAUUUCAAUCAAUACAAGAAUGUUCAAAAUACCAAUAAAAGAUUUAAAAACUAUUCAAGUAGUGUUCUCUCUACAAGGUGGUGCCAAAGCUGCGAAAUGUAUUUUUGUUUCGGUAAAAAGUCAAUAAGUCAUCAUACAAUUAUGGAAUCAGUACCAUGGUCAUCCUCUUUGUCACCUCCAAAUCUGUAUUGCAACGAGAAAAUGCCUAGGUCAUAA